GCACAGCCAUCGAGAUGCGCAGAGGGACAGCUAGAGCGUCGCUCGCGAAGCCGGCUUCCGCUUUCUGAGUCUUCCUUCCCAAUAUGGCGCAGUCGGUUAACAUCACCGAGCUGAAUCUACCGCAGCUGGAAAUGCUCAAGAACCAGCUGGACCAGGAAGUGGAAUUCUUGUCUACGUCCAUUGCCCAGCUCAAGGUGGUACAGACCAAGUAUGUGGAAGCCAAGGAUUGUCUGAACGUGCUGAACAAGCACAACGAGGGGAAAGAAUUACUCGUCCCCCUGACGAGUUCUAUGUAUGUCCCUGGGAAGCUACAUGAUGUGGAACACGUGCUCAUCGAUGUGGGAACUGGCUACUAUGUAGAGAAGACAGCUGAGGAUGCUAAGGACUUCUUCAAGAGGAAGAUAGACUUUCUCACGAAGCAAAUGGAGAAAAUCCAGCCAGCUCUGCAGGAGAAGCAUGCCAUGAAACAGGCUGUCAUGGAGAUGAUGAGCCAGAAGAUUCAGCAGCUCACAGCCCUGGGAGUGACUCAGGCUGCCAAAGCCUGAGAGCUUGUUUCAGAAAUGGGGCAGAGGGACCUGGGACUUUUUUGGAGGGAAGAGAAGGGCUUUGGAUGUUUAAUGCUAAUAAAUGUUCCACCUGGGCAGAAA
Messenger RNA from Rhinolophus ferrumequinum (greater horseshoe bat), 647 nucleotides. RefSeq names its product prefoldin subunit 5 (gene PFDN5). Gene Ontology annotation, cellular component: prefoldin complex; cytoplasm. NCBI's taxonomy places the organism in Eukaryota, Metazoa, Chordata, Mammalia, Chiroptera, Rhinolophidae. Gene Ontology annotation, biological process: protein folding; regulation of DNA-templated transcription. Bases 84 to 545 code for a protein of 153 amino acids. The transcript is spliced from 6 exons. The record is from RefSeq and is a predicted model, not a curated record.